AAAAAUUUUGUUUAAUAAAACUCUCGCAACAGUUGACUGCAUGUGAAGUGAUUGUGUUAUUAGUAUUUGUUUUAUAAAUAAUUUUUUAGUCAAAAAGUGAUAUCUAUUUCAUUAGUAGUUAGUGCUGUGAACACAUCAUACCUUUGCCUACCUGUCCAUACCAUAUAAGAGUGACACACAAUGGAAGUCAACUAUACCUACGAUAUCGUGGACAUCGCCAAAACGUUUCACAAUUUUAAGCACUUGAACCUUAACCUACAGGAGCUUCAGAAUAGGACAUUCGACCCCAGGAGCCCGGACUACCUGAAAAGUAUCGGUGUGUUUGCCGCCUGGCCUAUACUGGCCCUACUCAUCAUCCUAGUCCUAUACUUAUUGAUAUCGCUAUUCGUGUGCUGCUGUUGUUCUGGUGAUAAGAAACGAGAGGUCAAAAAGUGA
This is a messenger RNA of Oppiella nova, 435 nucleotides long. Lineage: Eukaryota; Metazoa; Arthropoda; Arachnida; Sarcoptiformes; Oppiidae. The record is from the annotation of a GenBank genome assembly.